GCCUCCACCGCAGAAGUUCAAGGAAACGACACUGCCACCAGUCACUGCGCCACCUACAGCCCAAAUUUAUUAAAAAAGAUCUGCUUCAUUUGGUUGGAUAUAUAAGACACCUCUCAUUUGUUGGGUUUCAGUGAAUUACUAAAAAAUAGGAUCAAACAUGAAUUUCAAGAACUUCAGUGAUAUGCCGCCAGAAGGAAAUGGUGGUAAGCCACUGGGAAAUUUCUCCUUGACCCGGCAGCCUUCCAUAUACUCCUUGACCAUUGAUGAGUUCCAAAACUCCUUGGGUGGAGUUGGGAAGGAUUUUGGAUCAAUGAACAUGGAUGAACUUUUGAAGAACAUUUGGACAGCUGAAGAGACUCAGAAUAUGACAUCCUCCGCUGGUGGAGAAGGGAGUGUCCCUGGUGGGAAUUUGCAACGGCAGGGUUCUUUGACAUUGCCUCGGACAAUUAGUCAGAAAACUGUUGAUGAAGUUUGGAAGGACUUGCUUAAAGAAAAUAGUGCAUUGAAAGAAGGUAGUAUUGGGGGGCCACCAAACUUGCAGCAGAGGCAACCUACUUUAGGAGAGAUGACUUUGGAAGAGUUUUUGGUGAGAGUAGGGGUAGUAAGAGAAGAUGCUCAACCAAAUGUUAGGCCAAAUAAUAGUGGAUUUUACGGUUUAUCAUCACAGCCCAAUCAUGCUGGGUUAGGGCUUGGGUUUCAGCAAUCAGAUCGAAAUAAUGGUGCUUUAACUAAUCGGAUCACAGAGAGUAAUUAUUUAGUUCCUAAUCAACCUCCUAGUCUAGCUUUGAAUAUGAGUGGAGCUAGAUCUUCUCAGCAACAGCAGCAGGAUCAUCAUCAACAACAGCAGCAGCAGCAGCCACUCUUUCCCAAGCAAGCGACUGUGGCUUUUUCCUCUCCAAUGCAUUUAACAAACACCACUCAGCUUGCUAGCUCGGGUGUGCGGGGUGCAGUGGUUGGAAUUGCAAAUCCUACGGUUAACAAUGGUCUGGUUCAGAAUGGUGGGCUACAGAGUGGAGGAAUGGCCAUGAUUGGUUUGGGAACUGGGGCUGUUUUGGGUGCCUCUGGAUCUCCUGCAAGCCACAUAUCUUCUGAUGUAAUUGGGAAGAGUAAUGUGAACACAUCUUCAUUAUCGCCUGCUCCUUAUGUGUUUAAUGGAAGCCAGCGGGGAAGAAAACCCGGUGCACUGGAGAAAGUAGUAGAGAGAAGGCAGAGAAGGAUGAUUAAAAACAGAGAAUCAGCUGCAAGAUCACGAGCUCGUAAGCAGGCUUAUACCUUGGAACUUGAAAUGGAAGUUGCAAAACUGAAAGAGGCGAAUGAAGAAUUGCAGAAGAAACAGGCGGAUAUGGAAGUCCAGAAAAAUCAGAUCUUGGAGACAAUUCGGCAAAGGGGAGGUAAAAGACUGUGCUUGAGAAGAACACUAACAGGCCCUUGGUAGAGUAAAUUAAAUAAUCUGUGGAGCUAAUGACAAAGCAUGGGUACACAAACCUGGCCCUUUCCUAGGUAUAAGGAUUGGGUGCUAAAUCUUUGGUAGGGGUAAUAAUGCUUUUCCACAAAGGGUAGACAGCUUGACUGUAUAGAAGCUAAAAGUGGGUGUGCUGUAAAUGAUCAGAGGGUAGUUUGAUCCCGUAGAUUAAACCUUUUGGUUGUGUGUUGUUUGCUUCUCAUUUUAUAAGCCAGGGCACCCAGGCUAGUUAAAAACAGAGUAUGGGUCCAGUUUGCACCCUGGGCUGGUUACUUGAGAAGUUGUUAAAUUUCCAACUGUUGUCCACAAUCUAGCGUGUACUCUGCAUUUUAUGUAAAGCUAAUUUAUUAGCUUAGGUAAUCAGAUGUAUGACAUGCCCUUUUUAGGCCUUGAAUUAGAAGUUUUAUUUUUUGCU
Messenger RNA from Vitis riparia (riverbank grape), 1877 nucleotides. RefSeq names its product bZIP transcription factor 46-like. Gene Ontology annotation, cellular component: nucleus. Bases 158 to 1435 code for a protein of 425 amino acids. Gene Ontology annotation, biological process: positive regulation of DNA-templated transcription. The record is from RefSeq and is a predicted model, not a curated record. Gene Ontology annotation, molecular function: DNA-binding transcription factor activity. The transcript is spliced from 5 exons. Lineage: Eukaryota; Viridiplantae; Streptophyta; Magnoliopsida; Vitales; Vitaceae.